Molecule: messenger RNA, 3787 nt
Organism: Sciurus carolinensis (gray squirrel)
Lineage: Eukaryota; Metazoa; Chordata; Mammalia; Rodentia; Sciuridae
Gene: Sgca
Product: sarcoglycan alpha
Exons: 10
Coding region: 37-1200 (387 amino acids)
Cellular component (GO): sarcoglycan complex; membrane
Molecular function (GO): calcium ion binding
Source: RefSeq, a predicted model, not a curated record
UCUGUCACUCAGUGGGCCGGCCAGGCUGGGGCAGCCAUGGUAGCAGUACUAAUCUGGAUUCCUCUCUUUGUAGGUGUCCUGGCAGGAUUGGGGGGCACUGAGGCCCAGCAGAUUACCCUGCACCCACUGGUGGGUCGUGUCUUUGUGCACACACUGGAUCACGCGACCUUCCUGCGCCUUCCUGAACACGUCGCUGUCCCGCCCACCGUGCGCAUCACCUACCAUGCCCACCUGCAGGGACACCCAGACCUGCCCCGGUGGCUCCGCUACACCCAGCGCAGCCCCUAUCACCCUGGUUUCCUCUACGGUACUGCCACUGCAGAAGAUUGUGGACGCCAGGUCAUCGAGGUCACAGCCUACAACCGCGACAGCUUUGAUACCACUCGGCAGAGGCUGCUGCUAUUGAUUGGGGACCCGGAAGGCCCCUGGCUGCCUUACCAAGCUGAGUUCCUGGUGCGCAGCCAUGACGUGGAGGAGGUGCUGCCCUCGACGCCCGCCAACCGCUUCCUCACAGCCUUGGCGGGGCUCUGGGAGCCCGGGGAACUCCAGCUGCUCAACGUCACUUCUGCCUUGGACCGAGGGGGCCGUGUCCCUCUUCCCAUUGAGGGCCGUAAGGAAGGGGUGUACAUCAAGGUGGGCUCUGCCUCACCCUUCUCUACCUGCCUGAAGAUGGUCGCCUCCCCUGACAGCCACGCCCGCUGUGCCCAGGGCCAGCCUCCACUUCUGUCCUGCUAUGACAACCUGGCACCUCACUUCCGUGUUGACUGGUGCAAUGUGUCCCUGGUGGAUAAGUCAGUGCCAGAGCCCGUGGAUGAGCUGCCCACCCCAGGCGAUGGGAUCCUGGAGCACGACCCCUUCUUCUGCCCGCCCACUGAGGCUACUGCCCGAGACUUCCUAGCAGACUUCCUGGUCACCCUCCUGGUGCCUCUGUUGGUGGCCCUGCUGCUCACCCUGCUGCUGGCCUACAUCAUGUGCUGCCGGCGGGAAGGACGGUUGAAGAGAGACCUGGCCACCUCUGAUAUCCAGAUGCUUCACCAUUUCACCAUUCAUGGGAACACAGAGGAGCUGCGGCAGAUGGCAGCCACCCGCCAGGUGCCCCGGCCUCUCUCCACUGAGCCCAUGUUCAACGUGCGCACAGGCCAGCGGCUGCCUCCCUGCGUGGAUAGUGCCCAGGUGCCCCUCAUCCUGGACCAGCACUGAGCGCCCUGCCAGAGAGCUGCUGACCCAUGGCCACAUCCCACUGGUUAAUGCUGGCUCCUGGCCCAGUUGGACUGCAGGCUCUGAACAAGCAGGGAUGAGGUGGGAAGGACCACGGGUGUUUGGAGUCAGGACCUCCGGAAUAAAAUACUUGCUGCCCUGCUCAUAUGUUGCUGCCCACAUGCUCCUCCCAGCGGCCUCCCACUGUCCUCACUGUCUACAUUUCCCCUUUGACCUUUUGGGAGUCCCCAAAGGCUGACAGCCUACUCUGGACUCCUAGCAUUUUGCUGUUUUCUCGAAUUUUCUGGAAGAGGGAAGGACCUGCUAUAUGCGACCCUCAUAUGAACCUGACCAUGAGAGAUGCCUGGAUCAUUAUGCCCAUUUUAUGGACAAGAAAACUGAGAACUAUGGAGAGUAAGUGAUUUUUCCCAAGGUCACAAAGCAAGCAGGUGGCAAGGUUUGGAUUCGAACCUGGCACAUCUGCCCACACUGCUUGCAGAGGACAGAGGGGCUUGCAAAGCAGAAGAUCCAGGCUCUGACCUAGAAACUUAGUCAACACCUGUCACAAUCCCUUGGAGGGAGUCCCUUUGUAGGUUGUGUUGAGAGAGAAGCCAAUAUAGAAAGGGAGAGAGGUUUGAAGGCAGGACAGAACGCCCUAGGUUUGAAGGCUCCUGGUGGCUCCUCCAGAGAAGGACCAGGUGCAGAGAAUCCGGCAGCCUAGAACACUUGUUGAACUGAGUGCCACCAGAGUAUCUUGUCCCCAGGAGCCCGGGAGAGCUCAGCUGGCCAUGCAGAGCCCCAAGGUUAUUUUUCCAUGUGGCAACAACCAAAGUGGGCCAGCUACUGCCAUCUGUGCUGCAUCCAGUCUCACGUUUUACCACUCCCAUGUGAGGGCAGGUCUGAGACCAAACCUGAGAGGCGACCCAGAUACAGGGGGGGACAGCAGAGGAGCAAAGACUCGUGGCUCAGGUUUCUCUUGGUGGCAACUGCAAGAGAAUCCAGCAAGAGCCUAGCACCUAGCACCCUAGCCGGCUUCAGCCCUUCUCCGCUGGGGGGACCCCAGCAUUCCCUUACCCACACACAUCCCGCCUGCUGCAGUUCUGGUCCCUGCCCUACUGGCAUAUUCUCAAAGAGGCCUCCCUGCCUGCCUUUGGCCUUGGGGCCCUUUCACAGCCCUCCUUGCUCUCUGAGAGAUGCCUCUCAGGCUUACCGUGACACAACGUGUGAGCUCAGUGAACGCUGGCUGAGGGGUGGCUCUAGGUGCCCAGUCCUUACCCACAUGGGCACAUACACUUGUGCCAGCUCUGUGCCUCUGCCAGCCUCCAUGAAUGCUAAUGACGCAAUGUUCUGUGCAUUAAUUAACUAGCUAAUGGAUAUGGUGCACUGGGGGCAGGGGCAGAAGAAGCUUUAGCGAUAGGCUUGCUCAGCCCUUUGCCCAGAGAGGAGGAACAGCCUCUUUAAGAACCAGGCACAAACUCAGACGGACACAGCCUGCCUCUGCUUCUCGUUUGCCGUCUCCUUCCUCCCGGGCCCAUCAUCUGACGGAAAGCACAGGAGCUGCAUGGAAUCUACUUAGACUGGAGGCUUAGAGCAGCCAGCCUGCUGCCUGGGCUGGCUCCCUCCACCCUGGCCCCUUGAGGAGGGGACGGCAGUCUCCCCAGUCACCAUCUUGCCCCUGCAGCCAGGCAGACCUUGGCCCUCCUCUGUGCUCUUCCUGUAUUGGCCAGAGACGAGGGACUGUGAGGCCAGCUCCCCCUCCUCCUGCUUCCCGGCCCUGCCUUGGGGUCUUGGCAGCGCCUUCCUCCCUGCUCAGCUCCAAGGAGCACACGGGAGUCUGGCUGCCUGCCUGAGAGGAAGUGGCCCAGACAAGUAGCCGGGAGGAUGGCGUGACUGCAGAGGACAGAGAGUCGUGCCCAGGCACACGCGCACGAACAGCCAGCUGCCCAGUGGCGCCCGGGGAGGACACAGUCACACUUAGUGUGCUCUGCCACUGCGCAGCAGCCCCUCCCAGGAGGGCAAGAUUCUACCCAGUGGUCCCACCCCACCCCCCACAGGCCCUGACCAACCCCACCUCCACCCCAAGACAGCCCCACACUCUGCCAUCCUGUCUCCCCCAGGCCCACGGCUGGGCCUGACAAGACCUGACGCACAUGGCCUGACUCUUUACACAUUUCCUCACCACCUUCAAUUGGCCAGACCUGGGGACACAGGGCACCACCUACGGCAGGCCCCAGCCCCCGUAGGCGCACUUCCCCAGAGCAGGACCCAGUCAGGGCUUUGCCGCCCUUCAGCUGCCGCAACCACUGAGAGUUAGUUCAUACCUGCCGUGGGGCUGUUGUGAGGGUGGCUCCCGGGGUGGCCACAAUCUCUCCAGCUCCAUUUCCACCUAUGCCUUCUGAAAAGUUCCCUUUUUCCCUGCGAAUUUAAGGUGGAAGCUUAGAUUUGCACCCUCCUGGAUACAGAACUGCUACAUAUUGCUACAUUGGUGCUGCCACACUGCCAGGGAGCACUUGAAAGUGCCUGGUCCAAACAGAUGUGCUGUAAGUGGAAGGAUGAAAUUUUGGGAUAUACCAGGUUAAAUAAAAAACAU